AUGGAUAUCCCUGAAAGGGACACCUCCAUGGCAGAACGGAGAAGCCGUACUUUCAGUUCGUCCGAGGAAUGGCAGCAAGCGUUGCAAGCGUUAAAUUCACCACCACAAUCCAGGUCAAUCAGCUCCAGACCAGAACAGGUGUUCCACCAUGCAGAACGCUACACACUGGGAAAUGCUGUGAAGGAUAUGGCCCGCGCUUUCCGGGAGCGUCACAUGGAAACUUCGUUGAAAAGGUUGCGAGCGUCGCCUGCUCUGAUUUUUCUGAAAGUCUGGCACACCUAUGGCAUUUGGGUUGGUGCUUGUGUAUAUUUUACAAUUUCGGCGAACUUGAUGCUCGCCUGGUACAUCGACUGGUAUCGACAAAGCGGCACGUACCGCGAGUCCCGCGGUGCUUCGCAGAUCUUUCACUUUGAUCUGGCGCCUUUCUUUGCAAUAUUUUGUCGAUCUUGGCUGCUGGUAUGUGUAGUCGGAGACUUGCUCCGCUUCUGCUACUUGUUGGCCAAAGAUGCAUGGGAGGAAGAUGCGUUUGUAACCUACAGACGGGUUGUCUGUGGUGAUUUCCAGCGAGAUCUCCAAGACGAGAUCGAGAAGAAGCCGCUUCGUUCCAGCCAAUGGUCUGUCGAGAUGUUGAGUUCUCCAGGCUGCCGCGCUUUGGAUGCGCUGCUCCAGAUCUCAAUCUACCUCGCCUUGGACGUGGUUCCAGUGGCUUGCUUUCUGAUUUCGUAUAUGGCCGAAGAAAGCUUUGAGAAUGCAACGGUUGCAGCAUCUGCCGGCCUCUCUGGCGGAAGCUGUAUCCACGCGUUCGUUUUCUUUCUCGCCAUGUGGGUCACUGACGUAGUUGCAAAAUGUCGUGGCUUCGUGGCGGCAUAUCGUGGUGAAGCUCGCCUGGCUCCGUGCGAGUAUCCAGGAGAGUCACUUCAAAACUUUCAGUGGGCCGGCGAGUUCGGAGACAGGCACCUGGCGAACUUGGAAGCUGCACGCUGCGUCUCCUUCGUUGAGGACUCCUUGGAUGGGCCCCCAGAUCGCUGCGUCUCGCCACGCAGUGACGGUGCCGGCGGUGGGGGAGUGUCACUGGGGAACCGAUCCGAUCCAAGUCCACCAUCCAGUGCUGCGACAUCAGAUGUUGCGAGAAGGUUGGGUGGAUCAGUACAUAUAGCUUCUGCAGGUGCUCUUGAUGUGCAGGAAUCCAGCUCCAGCGCGUUGCCACCCAGGUUGGACGGGCUUGCUCGCCCCCAGCGCAGAGAGACCGCCGGGUCCAUCGACACUGUUGCUGUCGCAGACCAGCUCAAUCUCUGUAUUCCGAUGUGUGUAUGCUUCAGCGGCACUUUGGCCCUUUGCCUUCCGCAUCUGCUGUGGGUGACCGUUGUGGUCGUAGGUUGGCAGGCGAGAAAUUGGGCGCUGGUUGGAGCCGGGGUUGCCCUGAUGGUAGUGACGGUUUGUCGUCGGCAAUGCGCAUCAGGUGGCCCACCCACCGGAGAGCGACCUUGCUUUCCUGGCGCAGGGUCGUGGGAGCUUUGGGCCUUGCAGGCGUGGGGUGAGCAGUAUUGCGGACUUCAUUCUGAAGUGCAGCAGUUGAGCACUGUAACCUUCGCAGUUGUGCUCCUUCUUCAGGGGAUCCUGCUGGCCACCCUGGGUCAAUGGGCAGGCAUGCUGGUCUGCCUCGGAAUGGUGCUCGUGACCUUUCUGCGGCAUCGCAUGGCCUACCGGGAGCGGCCUUGGGGUUGGCUGAUAGGAGUAUUGCUGGGGUUUGCACACGGCGUCGUGGCAACGGUACUGAACGCCGGGUUGGGCCAGCGAUGGGGAGUCAUGACCUUCAUGUUCGCUCUCGCUCACCAGCUUGGCUUGAGCCGACACAAUCCGCGCGGCUUCAACUUGGCUCGCUUCACGGCAGUACUCCUAAACGGCGUGCUGGUGAUCGUCGUUGGUGUCGUCGUUCUGUCCAUCGCGACUCAAAACGCUGACAGCAACUGGUCUGCGUUUUGCACGGAAGGGGAUGCCACCUGCAAGUACUACGAGGUGCCACUCUAUGCUUCCAAUAUGUCACUGCCGCUGGAAUGCGACCGACACUUCGGAUAUGGUAAGGAUGGGCAACAUUUGCUGAGUGUCAGCGACUUCGCCUUGUUCUCGGCCUUGGCCUACGAGUCUGAGGCCGGGGCGGCCGGGCCUGCAACGCUGCCAUCCCAGUCGCAGCACAGUGAAUUCGAUCCGCCGAUAUUUUCCUGGAUGGUCCACGAUCACCUCGUGUCAAUGCGACAAAUCUGGAGGGAGAAACCUCUGACUGGACUGGGUGCUGGCCGGGGUGGCAGGGAUCCUGCAGAUUCGGCGAGGACAUCCACACAUUCGAAUCUGCUGGUCUGGUCCUUUGGUUUCGGGGUGGUUCGAGAGCAGUUCGCCUGCCUGGUCAUGGAUGCCGAUCCCUGCGUCCACCCUGACCGUGCAUGCGAUGCAUUCGAUGCGCGAGAGCUCAGCAACAUCCAGAGCUGCCACGGCAGCGUCUGCCACGGCUGCCACGGCUGCCACGGCCACCACCUCCCCGCGAACUCCUGCGCCUUUGAGUGGAUUGUUAAGUUUCAAGAACGCGUGAUUCGAAGUGGGUAUCCGCACUUGGAUGCCUUGGUGGCCAUGUUGGCACUGUCUUCUUCCCCGGAGUGCCGCAGCCAAUCGCUUACAGCUGCGCUCAAACAGAAGAGGCGAGGUUGGAGUAGCGGUUGGACCACAGACAUUCUGGCACAUUGCGGUACAGAGCGAGCUGACAGCAUUGUGGACUUCCUGCGAGUGGCCCAUGUGCAGAGGAUCCCGAUCCAUUCGUUCCACUGCAUUAGAGCAAUGAGCUUGUGCUCCCAAGCCAGCUUCUGGCGCGAUGCACUUGAGAUAUUCUGGCUCUUCUCGAAGGUUUCCAGCCUUCAUCUCUUGGCCGCAAACUCCCAGCUUGCUGCUCUUGCAGAGGGAAGUCUGUGGCAGCUAGCUUUGCUCACUCUGCAGGAGAUGCAGGAUGCAAGCCUGCGGGCCACCACAGUCACCUUCAGUUCGGCAAUCAAUGCCUGUGCGAAAGCGGCAGCUUGGCAAAGAGCCCUGCAACUAGGCGUUGACAUGGCGAGACAGAGCGUUUCGAGGAAUUCCAUUGCCUACAAUGCCAUGAUGACCAGCUGUGCAAUGAGUGCAAAGUGGGCAGAGGCAUUGUCUCUAUUUGCUGAGAUGCUUUCCGCCGGAGUUGCGAGGACAAGCAUUUCAUACAAUGCAGCUAUUACGGCGUGUGAAAGAGCAGCUGAUUGGAAGGCUGCGCUGUACUUGUUCGGCCUUUGCCUUCGAAGUGGUGGAGCAGAUGUGAUAAGUUGCAGCGCGGCGAUUAGUUCCUGCGAGAAGGCCGCUCAAUGGCGCCAGGCCCUUUGCCUGCUUGAGAUCUGGCGGACCACCUACUUCGAGUUUUGGGAUCCUGAGAACUCCACGAUCGUGUUCGCCAUUCGGGGAACCAACUCCAUGCUGGAUGUUCUGGACGACCUGAACAUUUGGGGUCCUGCUGCAAUCAUGCAAGCCUUCAGCUUGGCCGGUCCUUCCCUCUCCAGUGCAGUGGCCGAGUCCGUGGCGCUGCUGUCCACGGUGAUGUAUGGCGAAAGCAUGCAGAAGCAGUACUUCUCCAACUUGCUGGCACAUGUUCGGAGUCGCACGACUCAGCUCCCAGACAGGAGGUUCUACAUCACAGGCCACUCCUUGGGCGGAGGUUUAGCAAAACUCGUUGCCGCCAAGACCCACAUGCAGGCCGUGACCUUCAUGGCUCCGGGUCUUGGCACCACAAGCUACGUCGUGUACAGGGAGCACCUGCUCGAGGAUCUUCGACAUAUCGCGCUAACAAUCAUGCCCGAGAACGACGUGGUGUCAAGGGUGGACACACAGACCGGCAUCACCGUCAAGACUGACUGCGAUGGAAACCCACUGCAUUGUCACCAGCUAUAUCCCACAAUCUGCACUCUGCUGCAGACUUGUGGGUCUGGCAGAGCUGGGGAUGCUGCUUUGGCGCUUCCCUGCGGUGCGUGCGACAACAUGCCAUGUCCAUCGGCACACCUCAGACCUCGCAAGGCAUCGCCAUAG
Messenger RNA from Symbiodinium sp. CCMP2592, 4086 nucleotides. Lineage: Eukaryota; Dinophyceae; Suessiales; Symbiodiniaceae. The record is from the annotation of a GenBank genome assembly.